GUUGGACAAAAAUGGAUAUCCAUAAAUCUAUGGAUGAAAAUAUUCAGCGUUUCAAUUUUUCUUCCUUUCACAUUUGUCAUUGAAAAAUUGACCAUUGAGUUUCUCCUUAAAUAACUUUUGAGUUCGGAAAGAUUAAUUUAGUCUUCUUCUCUUAGAUAAUUCUCUUGCAUAGUUAUAAUUUCACAAACAAAUGCUUAUGUAGAAGAGUUGUUCCAUAUUUCCAGUUAACUGAAAUUAGUAGUGUGAGAUCUGAGAGAGAGAGAUAGAGAGAGAGAGAGAGAGAGAGGAGAGAGAGAGAGAGAGAGAGAGAGAGAGAGAGAGCAUUGAAAGAGAUGGCUUAUGGUGCUGCUGGUUGUCUGGAGCUGACAAUUGAGCGGCUUUUGAAAUCAUCUUAUAUUUCGAUUGUUCAAAAUUCAUCUCCACAAAUCAUCAAACUUUUGUACAAGGAGAUUCUUUCCUUAAAAGAAGCUCUCAGAGAAUUCGAUAAAAAGAGGAGCACCAUCAACAUGAAGAUGGUGAAAAGUUUGGAGGCGGAAAUGGUAGAGGCAAUAUACAAAUUCGAAGAUGUAAUCGACCCUCAUCUCUCAAAUCAGUUCCAUUCACAAUCUGAAGAAGAAGAAGAAGAAGAGACGGCCGAUCAUCCUCCAUCAAUGGUAUUCUCAGUAGAUGUGCAGGAAAUAAAGCAAGAUGUCGAUUCCUUUAUCGAAACAAUGAACAAGAUGAAGAGGGCCUAUAUCCACGAAUUACACAAUCCCUCACCUGAAGAAGAUGAUGAUGAUGAUUUUGUGGCAUCAAAAACUCAUUUUCGGGGAAAUGAGCCUAUCAUGGUUGGAUUAUCUGAUAUAUUUAUGUCAAUAGAAAAUUGGCUUAAUUCCUCAAAUUCUGAAAGGAUUAUUGUGUCGCUGGUCGGGAUGGCUGGCAUUGGUAAGACUACUCUUUCCAAGAAACUCUUUCAUGAUCCAUUCAUUGUGAGUUGUUAUAGCAGGCUCGUGUUCGUGACCAUAGGCCCUAAAUAUCGUCUAGCGGAUAUCUUGGUGGAUAUUCUAACACAAGUGAAUCCCGACUUUGAUGAAAUAAUGCUUAUGAAAGGAGAAAAAGUAUUAGCUGGAUUGAAAAGGAUGGUUUACGAAAGUUUAAAGUAUUUGAGUUACUUGAUCGUGUUGGAUGAUGUAUGGGAAAUAGACCUCUGUUCUGUGUUGUUGGAGUUAUUUCCAGAUGACAAAAAUGGAAGUCGAGUGUUGGUCACAACUAGGAUGAAAAAAGUAGCUGAUUGUGCUAAGCCUUUGAAUAUUUGCAAAAUACCCUUCCUUGAUAAGAAAGAAAGUUGGGAUCUUCUUCGCGAGAAGGUGUUUGGUGAAGAAGAACCGUGCUCUUAUAGACUUGAGAAAGCUGGAAAGAAGAUUGCCGAGAAUUGUGAAGGUCUUCCUCUUACAAUCAUCACGGUUGCCAAUAUCCUGUCAAAAGUUGACAAGACAAUAGAGUACUGGAACGAGGUAGCGGAUGAUAAACAAAAUUCAGUAUAUAAGGAUGCAUAUGAACAAAUGUCAAAGGUACUAUAUCCAAGCUAUGACUACUUAGAUCAACAUUUAAAAGCAUGUUUUCUCUACAUUGGAGCUUUCCCACAAAAUUAUUUACUAGACCAGUCCCAACUAGCCAACUUGUCGAGUGCUGAAGGAUUUCUUAACUCAGAAUCAGUGCAUUACUAUGAGGAGACCAUGGAUUAUGCAUAUGAUAGCUUUGGAUAUUGUGAUGACCUUUAUGCCACAAAUGUUAUCAUGUUCGACAAUGAAACAUUUGAUUUUUACCUUCAUUCGUCCUUUUGGUACUUGUGUAACAAAGAAGCUGCCAGGACCAAGUUGUUCUAUGCCUUAAAUUGCCAUGGCGAUACUCUACCGGAAGAAGGUAUAGAAAGCCAGCGCCGAUUGUGCAUCCGUAAUAAUAUUCUACUUGCCAUCAAAGAUGUGCACAACUCAAUUGCAUCUGAUUCAAAGGUACGAUCUCUCCUUUGUACCGGUUAUUUUCAUAAAUAUCCAGUACCGCUGUUUUUGGAACAUUUGAGGUUGCUGAGGGUAUUGGAUGCUCUUUCUAUUAGAUUCUAUGAGUUCCCGAUAAAAGUAUUGAAACUAGUUCAAUUAAGAUACCUCGCCCUCCUUUAUAAUGGAAACCUCCCUUCUUCCAUUUCCAAACUCUGGAACCUUCAAUACUUGAUUGUUAUUCAACAUCCAAGGAUAGUAAAAUCUGUUGGGAAUCUAUUGUAUCUGCCUAUUGAGAUAUGGAAUAUGAAUGAAUUGAAGUAUCUUUACACCUGCGGAAGAGACCUACCACAUCCUUGUUGUGAAGGAUCUCUCCUACCAAACCUAUUAAAACUAGGUGGUGUCGGUCCUCAAAGUUGUGCCAAAUCUGUGCUCGAAAAAAUCCCUAAAUUGAAGGCGUUAUCGAUUGAUAUCGAGCUGGCUCCUGAUGCUACAGAGCCCUUGACAUGCUUUGAUCACGUUUCCCAUCUCCAUCAACUACAAGAACUAAGAUGUUACAUUAUGAAUCCUACAUUGAAGACAGAGGUUGUUACCCCACUUGUUCCUCUUUCAGACUUCCCAUUAAGUCUUACAGCGUUAGUUUUGAGUGGCUUAGGAUCUCCGUGGGAAGAAAUGAGAAAUAUUUCUUCAUUGCCAAAUCUUACACAUCUCGAACUGAAAUUCUAUGCUUUUCGAGGCCCAAAAUGGGAGGUUCGUGACAACGAAUUCCAAAGUCUCUUAUAUCUUGAGAUUGAAGACAUCAAUCUGGAGCAAUGGACAUUUCAAAAUUGUCUAUGCCUCCCUGUGAUUCAGGGCCUUCACAUCGCACAUUGCUACAAGUUAAAAGAGAUCCCUCUCACAUUUGGUAAAUCUCUUCUAAGCAUUAAAAUAGUCGAAUGCAACCCUAUGGCUGUGAAAUGUGCAAUCAAGUUAAAAGAGGAGUGGGACGACAAAUAUGCUGGUCGUGAACGUUUGUUAGAACUUGUUGUUCGUUCUUCACUGUAACAAUGGGAACACCAAACCGUGAGUGACUCUACCAUAUCAUUGAUUCUUCAAAAGGUUAGUCGUUAAAUUUUUAUAUCUAUCGAAAAUACUAAUAUUUUAGUCAAUGCCCAUUCAGGUAAAAGGAAUUAAACAACCUUAAAUUUUUUAGUAUUAAAUUUGAAUUAACAUAUAUAUAUUUUUUAUUAUAAUUUCAUCAUACAGUGAAUAUUACCAAAGAUAUACUCAGUAUAUAUGCAUACAUUCUCCUACAAAACAAGAGAAAUAGACAAUAUAGAUAUAUGGUUGAUAACACAUAUAAUAGGAUCAUAUAAGUUGCGUUUGGAUGAAACAGUUUGAAUUUGCUACAACAGAGAUAGAUUUUAUUAUAGAGUAAAUUACGAAAACUCCCUGAACUUAGGCUAAAUAACGAAAAAAACCCACAUAUUCCUAAUUACCAAAAACCCCUGAGGUUUGUUUCCGUCUUACACCAACCCUUUACAGUGUGAGUUUUCACGUAUUUUUUUUAAUUCCAAGAAAUAGACUUUACACAAUUGCACAUAUUUUCUUUUAUUUCUCACCUAUUUAAUAAAAGGUAUAAUAGAUUGUACAAAUUUUCUGUUAAAAAACUCGGUUAACAGUUAAUCAGAAUGGGAUUUCGGUUAUUACGGAUAGGUGGUGGUGUUUUUCGUUAUUUAGCCUAAGUUCAGGGAGGUUUUCGUAAUUUACGCU
Erythranthe guttata (spotted monkey flower) is the source of this 3725-nucleotide messenger RNA. NCBI's taxonomy places the organism in Eukaryota, Viridiplantae, Streptophyta, Magnoliopsida, Lamiales, Phrymaceae. The record is from RefSeq and is a predicted model, not a curated record.